UUGGCACUGAAGGCAGCUCUGAUGGGCACUGAUAUGUGGCGUUGAUGUGCACUGAUAUAACCCUAAUACUGGGUCUGACACAGGGGUGGACUGACAGCUCAUGGGGCCCCCGGGCAAUAGGGGAUCAUGGGGCCCCUGUGUCCUUGCUCAAACUCAAAAAAGCCUAUGGAAAAGGUACCAGGGGCAUCUCAUGGGGCCCCCUACUGACCCCGGGCCCUCGGGCAGUGCCCGAGUUUCCAAAUGGUCAGUCCAACCCUGGU
Molecule: messenger RNA, 260 nt
Organism: Staurois parvus
Lineage: Eukaryota; Metazoa; Chordata; Amphibia; Anura; Ranidae
Source: the annotation of a GenBank genome assembly